This is a messenger RNA of Ruditapes philippinarum (Manila clam), 2640 nucleotides long. RefSeq names its product protein FAM234A-like. NCBI's taxonomy places the organism in Eukaryota, Metazoa, Mollusca, Bivalvia, Venerida, Veneridae. Bases 150 to 2552 code for a protein of 800 amino acids. The record is from RefSeq and is a predicted model, not a curated record. Gene Ontology annotation, molecular function: protein binding. The transcript is spliced from 15 exons.
UCGUUCUGUAUUUGGUCCUAAUAUGUAUCUGCAAUCUAGAUUUCAGGGUUCAACGCUAAAUAUACGAUACAUAAUAUAAUUGCUUACAUAAAUUAUUGAGAAAUACGGACAAAUUGACGAGUGAGAUUUUUUUAAUGACCUAACCCACUAUGACAGACGCCACACAAUAUAACCAUCUGCUGCCUAUGGGUGAAAAUAGCGAUGAAGACUGGAACGCAGACGACGAAGAUCCGUCCAUGUAUCAGCCGACAAUUCCCACUUCCGGUAUGAACGCGCCCGAUGUUGAAAUUCAUGACACUGACGCUUUGUUGAAUAAAAAGAGAAAAGUGCGCAAUGGAACACCUUAUGAAUAUUCCAGGUCCAGAAACAGACGCCGAGAUUCAGAUGGAACGCUGUGUACACCAACACGUGCAGCUGUAUUUUUUGCCUCUAUGCUCUUGUUAUUUGGAGUUGGUUAUUUUGUUGGGUUUAUGACUCCAUUUGGCAAAGGUACAACAAUGACAAGUGUUGUGGAAGUUAAGCCUGAUGUAUCAUUUCGAAAAAGAUCUGAAAAUUGGAGAACGAAAAUGACGGAUUGGGGUACCGAAUCAUGUAUUCGUCUGGUGGACGUGGAUCAGGACGGCGUUCUGGAUAUUGUGGCGGGAAUAGCACUUGGUAAAGACGUCACUACGAUGGUGACGGAAUCAGAUAUGGCAGAAUUCUGCAGGAAUAACGGCAUGAAACUUCCAUGUGCCGGGGCUGUUGUCGCGCUACGUGGCAGGGACGGCAAACUCCUCUGGAAAGCCUCCGCCUACGCCGAGGUGUUCGAACUUCUAUGUCACGGCAUCGAUGUCAAUCAGGACGGGAAAGAUGAUUGUAUAGCAACAGGCAGACUUGGCUCUAUCAGUGCCAUUGAUCCUCUGAAUGGUAAAACAUUAUGGGUUGGUGACGAACGUUAUGUUAAUCGUGGUUGGAAUAUAUACGCACCCGCUGCCGUCCCAGACCUCGAUGAUGAUGGGGUGGCAGACUUAAUUAUCGCCCAUGGCGGCGACCCUACUGUCGCUGCAGAAAUAACUCACAGAAAGUCAAACCAUAUCAUUUUGGUGUCAGGCAGAACUGGAAAAGCUAUCGGCACGUACUUCAAAACUCCUAACGAAAAGGAAUCCUACAUGUCACCGGUUAUACAUAAGCGUAAAGACGGAUCACAAUACGUGUUGAUAGGGACUGGUGGUGAGACAGUCGAUGGUGAGCUAUUGGCCAUGUCACUUCCGGAUUUCUAUCGUCACGUCAGAGGUUUGUCACGUGAUCAUCCCGUUCCGAAUACUCAAGGACAAUAUACUCAGUGGGGAUUCAAAAAACCGAAUGCAGAUGGUUCCAUAAUGUUAUUAAAGAGUGAGAGAAAGGGAGUGAUGGUACCUCCAGUAUUGAUUGACAUGAACAAAGAUGGCGUCAAUGAUAUUUUGGUGAAUUCUUUUAAUGGUAUUAUGAUAUUGUAUGACGGUGAAACACUAGCACCUAUGUGGAAAAUACAGUUCGAGGACAGGGAAUCAUAUAGUACGCCUGCGCCGGGAUAUUUUAACGACGAUGACGUCAUAGAUUUCAUGGUUCAUUGGAGUGUCGGAGCAUGGCCGUUUUAUAACUCAACAGAUACAGUUAUCAUAGAUGGUCGUGACGGCAGUAUUUUGUGGAAUUUAACGACAAACAAAUAUGACGUGUCGUCGGAUCUUGUGGCUAGAACCACUGCAAGAAAUAGAGAUGUAUUUAUAUUUAGGGCACAGGGUAGAGAGGGCCAUGACCUAAGAAACACAGGGGCCAUUCAUGGGGCCACGGGAAUACAAAGAAUUAUAAACAAGAGAGUGACUGAUAAUGGAGACUGGACACUCGAGGACACCGAAAUCACGGCGGAGAAUGAAGAUCAAGAGGGAAUUUUACUUCAGGAUAGUCAUUUUAGAUAUAACCGUGCAGUUAUUGACAAGGAUUAUGUAGAAUGUGAAAGCGAUCAGAGAGUAUUUCUUGCAGAGUUAUUUGCUCUUGAUAGAACAGUGAUGAAAAAACCUAUCAAACUAUGGCAACGAGGAUCAGAAAAAUAUUUUUAUAAAUUAACAGAGAAGGACAAGAUCGCGGUAAAAGAAACAAUAAAGAAAUAUGGCGCUAAUCAUACUAUGACUGAAAAUGAAGUACCGUGGUCUCGUGGCAAACGAGAAAAACAAACCGGAAACACAAAAGAUUCAUUUUGUAUUUUAACACAACCAGAUGAACGCACAACAGGUGCUGUUGGUGACGUCGAUGGUGACGGCAAACUUGACGUUAUAGUAAAUCUGGUAUCUGUUGGCGUCUUACGUGACGAAUAUGCCAGGUACGUCAAAAUGAAGUUUACUGUCGAUAUUUUCAAACUGAGUUUAGAGGAUGCAAUUAAAAAAGAACUCUAUGUCCCAGUUAACGUGACGGUGCACGAGAAAAUGGCAUGGGUUGAUAACGAGAACAAAAUCACAACUUUAAAAUUUCUACCGAUGGAAAAACAACCGUGGGGCGGAUAUAUGGGAACACGCGGAGACAGUAUUUACCAUAUUUGAGAAAUAAUGUACUUGAUUUGAAACUGUGUCCCUUUUUGAUAUUAUGAUAUUCUUAUAAAUCUAAAUCAAAUAAAAUAUAAAACAUUUA